AUGCUGUUCAUCCUGAUUGUUAGUGUUUUGUUGCUGACAGCGACAGCCUUGACCAGUCCAGUCGUCGGGAGUCCACCGAUACCUCAGGAUAUGCGUUAUGAUUUGGAAACCGCUAAUAUGCCCAAUUCUUAUAAAUUUUCAUAUGAUAGCAGUGAUGGCACUUCACGAUCAGAGCAAGGUGCAAUAAUAAAUCCUGGUACACCGAACGCGGCCCUUGAUGUUCUUGGCACAGUUCGUUGGUUCGAUGAUAAGGGACAACUUUACGAAAUGACAUAUAAAGCCGGUAAACGAGGAUACCGCACAAGUAUAAAGCAAAUUUCAUAA
Messenger RNA from Parnassius apollo (apollo), 324 nucleotides. The record is from the annotation of a GenBank genome assembly. NCBI's taxonomy places the organism in Eukaryota, Metazoa, Arthropoda, Insecta, Lepidoptera, Papilionidae.